This is a messenger RNA of Paralichthys olivaceus (Japanese flounder), 1610 nucleotides long. NCBI's taxonomy places the organism in Eukaryota, Metazoa, Chordata, Actinopteri, Pleuronectiformes, Paralichthyidae. The record is from RefSeq and is a predicted model, not a curated record.
GACCUGGAUGAAAACCUGGCGAGCAGCGUCUUCCUCCCGUCGUGUGUCUGGCUGCUCCAUGUCAGAGCUGCGGGCCUGACGCCGGGCUGAAGGUCCAUCUGUCCGAUGACCUGCCAGUCGUCCGACUCCACAGAAACUAUCGAGAGCGAGGGACGAGUCGACAACGACUCCAGAGCUGUUGAAUCAGAUGAGAGCCGCAUCGCCUCAGCCAUGAAAGAGCUCCGGAGCACAGGCUGGUACUGGGGAACUCUGACCGCUACUGAGGCCAAAGAGAUCCUGCAGGACGCUGCAGAGGGGACCUUCCUGGUGCGGGACAGCUCUCAGAGGGACUACCUGUUCACCAUCUCCGCCAUGACGUCGGCGGGUCCCACCAACCUGCGGAUUGAGUACAAACAUGGUAGAUUCAAGCUGGACUCUGUGGUUCUGGUGAGGCCGAAACUGAAGCAGUUUGACAGCGUGGUCCACCUGGUGGAGCACUAUGUCACGCUCUCCAAGACCAGCAACAAGACAGCAGCAGACUCUCGACCCUCAGCAGCGGCGGCGCCCAACGGCACGGUGCAGCUGCUGCUUACCAAACCUGUGUACACCGCUACGCCAUCGCUGCAGCACCUGUGCCGCAUCGCCAUCAACAAGACGACGCGGCAGGUCCAGGAUCUGCCACUGCCCAACAGACUGAGGGACUAUCUGACAGACUAUGCCUACAAUGUGUAGACACAGGGCGAGACUACACCUCUGUGUGGAGGAGUACCACUGCAUCAGCUGUGUGCAAUGCCACCUGACCUUGGAUCAGUUCCAUCAUCAGUUCCGACAGGGCCCAGCGGGUCAGAGGCAAUAAUUGGUGGUGAGUCGUCAUGGAAGUAGGCAGAGUUUUCCCUCCGGACACGGGUCCUGGACAGACGUCUCUGAAACACACUACUGUGUGUGUGUGUGAGUGUGUGGGUGCGCAGACGUUAACACAGAGACUGACCACGAGCUACACAACACGCCCCCGAUACACACACUUCCUGAUGAUAGUUUCAAAUUAAAACUCAUAUUUUAAAAUCUUUAGGAAUCUCAAGUUUUUUUAUGAUCAUUGAUAAAUGACCCACAAGUUACAUCACGUAACUUCACUGUUGUUAGAAAUCUAGUGAUUCAUUUGUUCAAACAUCGAAAGAAUCUGAAGGUUUUUGCUCCUGAAACAAACUGUAAUGUCCCUCAAUUCAGAUGUUAUCACAGUGUGAUCAUCUCUUCCAGCUCUUCUGGUUUGUGAGGGGUCAGUUUUCAGUUUUCGAUCCUGGACGUUGUGAACAGUUGCUCUCAGGUAAACAGGACUUUGUGUUGCAUGUUUGUUCACAGGUUUGAUGCUCGUGUUGAUGAUGUUCUUCUGUUAUUUUUCUGUCAUCAUCGUUGGAUGGAGGGGCUCUGUCUCCUGCUCUGUGGCUAAAUGAGUAGCUGUAUAUUUACUGAAGGUUUGUACAUAUCCCAGCUGUGGCUCUGACGCUCUCAGCUGUUUGAGUUUAAUAACUUAUUUAUUGAUGGUGUCACACUGUGUGAUUGUACAGCAGCUGCACACAGCAGGUUCAGGGCCUCUGUCAAACAUGAGAUCAAUAAAAGUUUCACAUGGUGCUUCA